UGAGUUAAUUUUCUUACAUGAUUUCCAAGAAAGAUGAUUUUAUCUUUCAGACUGCCCAUGCUGUAUAUAGCGAACGCAGUCGCGAGAUGAAACUAACAGUUUAUCUAUGCUUUGUGGAUUUAGUGUAUCUAUCAUCUUUUGUAACAGCCAACAAUCUUGAAAUGAACACCACAAGUGAAUUUUAUUCCGGUGACGCCACUUCACCUCCUUCAUCAGGAUAUACUCCAGAAAGUCAAGGGUCGGGUGAUUAUGGAUCUACGACAACUUGGAAUAUUGUUCAUCACAUUAAAACCACUGAUGCAUGGCUAUCAUCAGGAUCACAUGAUCUUAACACUCACCAAACUGAUAAUAGAAAUUCCAAUACAACAGGCACUCCCAUGUAUACAGUAACCACGCAAAUGUAUGACUUAACAAGUUUCGAGGCUAUCACUACGGCCUUUAUGGAAGGAACAGCCAGGUCUACUGACUCUCCCGAAAAUGGUCAAAAUGUGAUUGCGCAGAAUCAAGAUAAGACUAACAAGCCAACUUGUAACGCUCUGCCUAAUUAUUGUCUCAACAACGGAAAAUGUUUUGAUACACGAGGAAGGCCUUCCUGUUGGUGCCCGUCCUCAUCUCAAUGGUGGUUCCGAGGCGAAAGAUGCGAAACUUCCGAGAGCAUUUUAAAGUUGUCCUUAAUUGCAGGAGGCUGUGGAGCUUUCGUUGUUGUACUAUUGGGGUUUCUUCUGCUGUGUAUGGCGAGAAUGGCAGUGAAAAAACGACCUCCAGGACAACGACCAAUUUUGCGGGAAUCGGUAAAGCGAAUUAGGAUCCCACAUUCAUCAGCUUCUAUGUUCGUAAACGAGAGGGCACUUGGGAUAUCACCUGCUAUUUUAUCUCCUGUACCACCAACAUUUGAUGCGACAGACACAGAUGACGACUUCAGAAGAGAUCAUCCUAUGAGUUCAACCAUGGUGAAAUAUGAACAGUUGGGAACGAUAACUAAGCAAGGAGAAUCAAGAACAAAAUUUACCUCCAGUGGUUUUACUGAUGUUGAAUCAAUUGAUGAAACAGUUAUGUCGACUGGAUAUAGCAGAAGUGCAGAUGACGGCAAAAACCAACGUGGAAAAAUAGCUCGACGAUCAACGCCAUCAAAGCAAUGCAGAACAGGCGGAAGCAACUGGCAAUUAAAUAGGAGUCCAAAUUAUGAUGUUCGUAAAUGACUUUAAUUAUAAAAACAUGCGUUAAAGAUAUGUGUAAAAACUUUUGAUUUUCAGGUUGUUGGGUAGCUGUAAAUUACAUAUCAACGUAUACGCGAUACCUUUAACAUGUGUACAGUGGGGGAUGUCCGCAUGACGUUAUACACCAAAA
This is a messenger RNA of Styela clava, 1347 nucleotides long. The record is from RefSeq and is a predicted model, not a curated record. NCBI's taxonomy places the organism in Eukaryota, Metazoa, Chordata, Ascidiacea, Stolidobranchia, Styelidae.